Messenger RNA from Xenopus tropicalis (tropical clawed frog), 3296 nucleotides. RefSeq names its product HPS3, biogenesis of lysosomal organelles complex 2 subunit 1 (gene hps3). The record is from RefSeq and is a predicted model, not a curated record. The coding region runs from base 177 to 3143 and encodes 988 amino acids. NCBI's taxonomy places the organism in Eukaryota, Metazoa, Chordata, Amphibia, Anura, Pipidae. The transcript has 18 exons.
CGUCAGGAAGGUCCCUUCAGAGGGUAGGAACUAGCUGCUCCGGAUAGGAGGGAAAUAGCUGCUCCCGUAAUGUCAGUGUGGCUGCGGGGCAGUGCUUGUGUAGGGUUUCAUCAACGACAAGGACAGUAAAGUAAGAUUUCCAACAGGUUAGGAAACAUAAGCAACAACAGAAGAUCAUGCGGCUGUACAACUGCCACCCUUUCGGAUCCCAGCGGAUUGUGCCGACUAUGCAGGCGCCGGAUUUGUUCUGCUGUGGCCGAGAUAGUGUAUUUGUCACUUCUGCUGGAGGGUGCAAAGUGGAGGUAUUUACUGUGUGCCAAGACCUUUGUCAACGUUUGUGCAGCUUUAGCACCCUAGGAAAAGUUCUACAUAUGGCCUACAAUGACGUUGGUGACUAUUUGGUAACUAUUGAAGAAAAAAAUAACAUCUCAUCCCUCCGGGCUUAUGUGAACUGGAGAUGUGCUUCCAAUGAAAAUCCCCGUGUGAGUGUGCGAAUGGUUGGAUUCAAAAUGAAAUCUCCACAUAUAGGUUCCUCAAAGGAUCAGAUGGAAAUUAUUGAAAUGCCUCUCUCAGAGCCUCCGCUCUGCAUUGCUUGUUGCCCUUUACAAGGAGACCUUCUUGUAGGAUGCAAGAGCAAAUUAAUCAUCUUUCAUUUAAAGUACAUUUCCAUCCAGGACUCACUAAUUCUUGAUUUUGAUUGUGCGCUCAUACUGCACAUAACUGGGAUUUGCCCUGUUCAGGCUUCAUUUUGUGCUGGAUAUAUUGGUAUUAUGAGUGACCUAGAAGUCUUAGUAAUGAAGGUUGUAUCCACAUUAUCAGAAACCCAGUUAACUACACAUCAGGAUAUGAGUGAAGUGGAAGCAUUUCAGGAAAAAGAUAAUCUCUCCACUUCAGCAUCCCAACUUCCAGAGUCUUGUGACUUUGUCAUAUGCCAAAGACCCAUGGAACUUAUAAGUGAAGAGUGUAAAAUGUGUGGCAUAGGGGUAAGCCCAGAAGAUUGUACUCAAGUAUGCCACUUGCUGUACAGGCGAUUUGCCCCUGACUUUACUGAAGGCAUCCAUGUAGAAAACACAAGGCUGCAUUCUCUGCAACUAUUGCCAAUGUAUAAAACAGGAAUUUCUUUUGCUACAGAUCCCAAAAGUGCAACUCCCCAAAAAGAGGUUCUGGUGAUGUUUUGUUUCUUCUCCAUGCCCCAUACUGGUUUUCUGUACAGUAUUGGGAGCACUGUUAAACUACUCUCUUUAUAUCAGUAUCCAGAGACAUCCCAGCAGGCAGUUCUAACGCCACAGUUCCUACAUGUUAUUACAAGAAAUAAUCUGCAGUGUUUCACAGUAAGAUGCAGUGCAGCAGCAGUAAGGGAGGAAGACCCCUACAUAGAUACAACUAUGAAGUCUUGCCCACCAGUGUCAAUGGAUGUUUGCACUUUAAGGAUGCAGCUUUUUAUAGGACUCAAAGCUAUAGCUCACUUUAAAAACUAUUUAAUCAUCCUGACGAAAACAAAUAUGGAAGCCACAGAGGAAAGGAGGGUAUCUACUUCCCAAAGGCAAAGAUCUAAAAAGCCUGUUAAAAAUAAGACCGCUCAAGAUGCAGAACCUAACUGGAAUUUGUAUGUUGUGAGCACCACUCCAACGGUUCAACUCUACAAGGAAAUGGUAGAGUACAGCAAAAGAUAUGAGACUGCGAAAACCCAAGGCAGCAUUCAUCUUCUAAAUGAAGCGCAUUUACUAGUGAGAGCAGCUCUAAUGGACCCAAACCUGGAGGAAUCACUAGCAAAAACUGAGCUAGUAGCUGCAUUCAAGGAAAGCUGUGCCCACUUAGGUGACUGGUUCAGCAGGUUGGGCACAAAGCAUUCUCACCUUGCUCUUCCAUACUACAAGAUGUCUUGCUUAUCCAUAUCUGACAUCAUAAAUAGAGUUGUAGGCAUGGAAAUGCUUCCUGGCUAUGGCAGAGGAUUUCUUUUUUACCUCAAGCAUGUUCUGUUUGAAGAGCAGGAUGAACAGCUGAGUGAGGCAGUCGCUGUAAAAGUAAUAGAAAUAUUUAAUGCCGUGGACAAAGCCCAACUGCCCCAUGUUUUGUGUAGUCCUUGUCUUGCACAUGUGUGUCCCACAAAGGCAAUGGUCUACUUGCAGAACUUGCAACCUUCAGCCUUAGUGUCACUGAUAAAGGCAAACAUGGCACGGAGAAUGAAUGAUCUGGACACCUGCAAAAACGAGAUCCAGCAUCAUUCAGAGAUGAUGUUACUGUGUGCCUUUAUGGAUGAGCCAAGGCUGCUGAUGAAUCACAAAGGCAAAGAGGUCAUACCAACAGCUUUGGCUUUCUACUUUAAAGACACUGUUCCUGGCUUACUUGUGGCUUCUUUAGUGGCUUUGCAUGAAAACAACAAAAUUAGCCUAACAGAAGCAGAGUUAUUCUUCCAGGCACUUUGUGAGAAGAUGGAUGAUGAAGAUAACGUUCCUCAGAUGCUUGUUGAUUUUUGGGAAGCACGUCUUUCUGCCUACCCCCCUGAAUCUGUAUUACAGGAUAUUCUGUUCAAACUGACCUCAUAUUACGUAUGGAGAAUCUGCAGGCCCCACCAUUUAUGUGUCAAGCCUCUGAGGAGCCCUGAAGAUUUGAGAAAUUCCUGCAGUCAUUUUGGAUUAAUCAGCCCUUGGAUCUCAAAGAUGGUGUCUAAGGAAUCUGCACUUUGCAAUCAUUGUGGAGAAUUCCUAAAAUUACAGUCCCUUCUCAGCGGUCCAUCCAUGGAUGUUAAAUUAUUCCUGCCAUUUCUAAAGCUUAUACCAGAAGACAGCAACUCCUCUCUCAGUAUUCAUAUUCUGUGUGCAACACGCCUGAUGCAGUAUGAGAAGUCAAUAGAUAAGCUUCUGGAUUGCUGCCCUGAAGCUAUAAUCGCAUAUGCAAAGCAUGAAGUAAAAGAAGGAAGUCAGACCAUUUGGUGGAAUAAGCUGCUUCCUGAACUCUGCAAUCGAAUCCGAUCCAGCCAAAGCAAUAAUGAAGUCUUCAUCUCGUCCUUAAAAGACACCCUGGAGAUAAUGGCUAUGGAGCUUGAUACCAAAGACUUUCUUAAUGCACUUCCCGACGAUGGAACAGCAGCGUUUUUCCUGCCUUAUCUUCUAAACCAAAGCAAAAAGAAGCUGACCUUUUAAAUGUUUUAUUUUAUUUGUUUAUUUGUAUUUAUUUUAGAAAGCACCUGUUUUAUAACCUUAAUAUAUUAUUACUAUGCACAUUACUAAAACCAUGAUUCUGUAUGAGGCAAAUCAGCUGAGGAGGCAGAGGUAUAAAGUAAAUAUUACAACUUC